AUGGUGACUCAACUACUAUUGAAAAGUGGCACCUUGCUUGUCCAUGAUGAGAAAAACCGGGUGGCUCCUCUGCGUGCGGACCUUCUGAUUGAAGGCGAUCGUAUUAGCAGGAUUAGCGCUGGUAUUGAAAUAUCCAAAUCAAUGAAGGUAAUUGAUUGCGAUGGUAAAAUUAUAUCUCCAGGCUUCGUCGAUACCCACCACCAUGUCUGGCAAUCUCAGCAAAAAGGACUCCACGCGGACCAGAUCCUCCUUGACUACUACCACAGUGGCAAUUUGGCUUCCUCCCAUUACACCCCAGAGGAUGUAUUUUGGGGCCAGCUAAGCGGUCUCUUGGAAGCGGUCGACGCUGGAACCACAACUAUUGUGGACCACGCUCAUCUAAAUUACUCUUCUGAUCAUAGCAGAGAAGCUAUUCGUGCAACAGUUGCGUCAGGUAUUCGCUCUGUGUUCUGCUACUGCGCGCAUCCCAGGGUAGCCACCUGGCAACCAGAAUUGGCAUUCGAGAAAGAAUGGUUCCCGGACUGGGUCAUGGCCACAUUUCGGCAGCUUGCUACUAUGCAGCCUUUUGGGCUCAACGGCCGCGUACGCCUUGGGUUUGCAAUUGAUGCAGCCUUAGUCCCGCCAAGUGUAUUGAAAAGCGUGUUUCAUGAGGUUCGGGCUCUAGGUGCUCAGUUAAUCACCUCCCAUGAAACGCGACUACGUAUGCUAGAUAAUAUGCCCUCUGCAGUUAAAGUUAUGAUGGACAAUGAUCUACUUGGACCCGACAUCCUCCUCUCCCAUGCCAACCAUACAGACGCACAUGAAAGGAGUUGUAUUCAAAAUUCGGGUGCACAUAUAUCAAGUACACCUGCCACUGAGAUGCAGAUGGGACAUGGUGACCCAAUUGCUUUGCAGCCAGAUAUUUUCGCAUCGUCUUCACUAGGGAUAGAUUGCCACACGGUCUGCAGCUCCUUCUUGCCCUCGCAAAUGGUCACUUUAUUGCACACUACUCGAUCUCGCAGGUAUGUCGACUUGAUAGAAAAGAAUGAAUGGGACGCCUCCGUGGGCCCUACUGUGGAGGAUGCGUUUAAUCUUGGGACAAUUUUAGGUGCCAAAGCAAUUGGUCUCCAAGACGAGAUUGGUAGUCUGAAAGUGGGAAAGAAGGCCGACAUCGUAAUCUUCGAAGGAAGGACCCCCAGUAUGCUCUCGGUAUCGGAACGUCAUCCAGUAGCUGGUAUUGUGUUGCAUAGUUCAGUGAGGGACAUUUCCACUGUCAUUGUAGAUGGAGUUAUCACCAAGCGAAAUUACUCACUAUCGCCUGUUGUCUCUCCGAGCGAGUUAUACGGGAAAGACUCAACUCCACAAAAGGAAGACACUCUAACUUGGGAACAAAUAGCGACAGAGGUAGAAAGGAGUAGGGAGCGUCUCCAGCGCACUAUUGAAGAGACCGUUAACCCAGAUACAGCUAGAGAUGGAUUGAUCCGGUCAUUCCUGGAAGAUAUUAGCCGAAUUCGUUGA
Talaromyces proteolyticus is the source of this 1497-nucleotide messenger RNA. RefSeq lists its product as uncharacterized. Gene Ontology annotation, molecular function: hydrolase activity, acting on carbon-nitrogen (but not peptide) bonds. The coding region runs from base 1 to 1497 and encodes 498 amino acids. Lineage: Eukaryota; Fungi; Ascomycota; Eurotiomycetes; Eurotiales; Trichocomaceae. The record is from RefSeq and is a predicted model, not a curated record. The transcript has 4 exons.